Messenger RNA from Hydatigera taeniaeformis, 639 nucleotides. Lineage: Eukaryota; Metazoa; Platyhelminthes; Cestoda; Cyclophyllidea; Taeniidae. The record is from the annotation of a GenBank genome assembly.
AUGCGAGAUUUGUUUUAUUCUGUCCAGACUGGCUCCGACGAUGCAGCGAGACAAAAGACCUCCGACGAUGUUGAUUUCGCGUCGACUUUCUCUGAACCCCACAACAAUCGCUCCAGACAAGCCAUUCCGGCAAAAAGUCGAACUAGUAAGCCUCCCUCCUCCCGACACCAACGACCCAACCACCUUGCCUGCUCCUGGAACCCAAGUGACCACACUGAGGACUCGGUCACCUCUGAGUAUGAACAGAGUGAGGAUCUAGCACAACGUCGUGAGAACAAAACACCGAGUAGGCGGUUUCACACGUGCAUUCGUGGAGCUGCAUCUGCUGUCGACCUUCGGCGAAGUCUUUAUAGAGCCUCCACAGGAUGUCUCAAACAUCGUGGAAAGUCAAUGGAGACUUUGCCGGACAACACACCGUUGGAUGUUCAAUUGCUGUACAAACUCCAAAACGAAUUGUAUGAUCUUCACGAUCGUCUGCAGUAUGCUGAAAACGCAAACACCUCAAGGUUGGAAGAAGCCAUUCGACAUAUCGGCGUGUUGGAGAGUGAAUUGAGGAGGAGUCGAGAACAACGCAACAGUCCGGAGGAGAAGAGAUGGCAAAAUGUGAGUCCAUCAGAAUGGCACCUUUGGGUAACUUAA